Rotaria socialis is the source of this 1206-nucleotide messenger RNA. The record is from the annotation of a GenBank genome assembly. NCBI's taxonomy places the organism in Eukaryota, Metazoa, Rotifera, Eurotatoria, Philodinida, Philodinidae.
AUGGAUACAUUUGCAGUAUCACCAAAUCAUCGCAAUGCUUGGUCGAAUUAUCAAGCCGAUUGCUAUUCGAGCAGUGUAGACUAUUAUCGAUCAUAUGGAGCAGCACCUCUUACAUCCCUGCCGUGGCCUGAUUCAAGUAAAUAUUCUGUUGGUAACUGGCCAUCACAAGCAUCAUCGACAUUUUCUUAUCCAUCUUCACAUUCGCAACCUCCCAAUGCUCAUACGAAUUUUUCUUCAGCAACAAAUCCUUCAUCGACAGCAUCCUUUGGUCAAAUAUAUUAUCCUCCGACACCACCGAAAGAUCUUUCACAUGAUCCAUUACCUGAUUUAUCAAAUAAACAACAACAACAGCAACAACAACAGCAACAGCAACUACAACAACAUCAUCAUCAUCAUCAUAAUAUUUCACCAACAACAAAUUCACCUGCCUAUCAUUCACAACACAAUUGGGGACACGUACUUAAAGAUUCAUCAUUACUUUGGCCAACAAUGAAAUCAUCCGAUUCUCAGGGGAAAAAUUUUUCAUCGAAAAAAAAACCUAGUCAAGCAGAAGGUCGCGAAUGUGUUAAUUGUGGAGCUAAAGCAACACCAUUAUGGCGACGAGAUGGCAAUGGAAAUUAUCUAUGUAAUGCGUGUGGACUUUAUCAUAAAAUGAAUGGACACAAUCGACCAUUGAUUAAACCAAAACGACGUUUAUCAACAGUUAAGAAAACAGGCGUUUAUUGUUCCAAUUGUAAUACGAGUACAACAACAUUAUGGCGUCGAAAUGGACGCGGUGAAAGUGUUUGCAAUGCUUGUGGAUUAUAUUACAAGCUUCAUAAGAUAAAUCGUCCGCCAACAUUAAAAAAAGAAAGUAUUCAAACACGCAAUCGAAAACCGAAUACAAAACGUAAUGAAUCAUAUAGUAGUAAAGAUAAAGAUGCAUUUUCUUAUGGACUCUUAAUGAAGAAUGAAGCAGCAUUUAAUGGCUAUCACGCACAGGCAGCUGCAGCAGCUAUGGCAGUUAACAGUGGAUCAUCAUCACCAUCAUCAUCAGCUGCUUAUGCAGCUGCAGCAGCGUUUCAUCCGUUAUUUUCAACAUCAAUGUUAUCAUCCAUAGGUACAACAGGUACAUCAACAUCUUCGUCAUCAACGUCAUCAUCACCGAUUAAAUCAUCCUAUAUGGGACAUCAACAACAUGUUGGAGUUUAUGCUCCGUACUUUUGA